AUUUUGGGAAGCUGUCGUCAUGGCAACAAUCACUAUUUAAGUUUCUUUAAUCAGAAUAUCGUAUGUACAGUUGUUACUGUGAUUGACGGCGUAGUGUUUUGAAGAUGUCAUCACCGGGAAGUAGACGUUCAAGCGGUGUAGGUGUUGUCCACAGAGAAAGCAUUGAGAACACAACAACAUCACUGUCGCAUAGCGAACAGUCGCAAACAGGCGAGAAUGGGAACACUGUUGAACGUGCUCGGCGAUUGACUGCAUACGAGCGGCUCUCGCAUGAUCUGAGUAACGAUCAGAGGGUGAUCAAGGAGAUAACGCUUGGGAAGCGUAUUGGAUUUUAUCGUAUCCGUGGUGAACUUGGCAGUGGCAACUUCUCGCAGGUGAAGAUGGGAAUACAUGCAUUAACAAAAGAAAAAGUAGCAAUUAAAAUCCUUGACAAAACGAAGCUGGACCAAAAAACGCAGCGUUUGUUAUCACGGGAAAUAAGCAGUAUGGAAAAAUUACAUCACCCUAACAUCAUACGAUUGUACGAAGUUGUAGAGACGCUCGCUAAACUGCAUAUCGUUAUGGAAUAUGCUCCUGGUGGGGAGCUAUUCGCCAAGAUAUCUAAUGAGGGAAAACUAAACGAAACAGAGGCCAAAUCGUUGUACGCACAAGUCAUUGCAGCAGUUGAACACAUGCAUGGGAAGUUUAUCAUACACCGAGAUUUGAAAGCUGAGAAUGUGUUUUAUGCCACAAAUGGACUUGUUAAAAUUGGUGAUUUUGGAUUCAGUACUGUUUGCAAACCUGGAGAGACCUUGAAUACGUUUUGUGGAUCUCCUCCUUACGCUGCACCUGAACUUUUUAAAGACGAGAACUACAUCGGCCAUUGGGUUGAUGUAUGGGCUAUGGGAAUAAUGUUGUAUUUCAUGGUAACUGGUCUAAUGCCGUUUCGUGCCGAAACUGUAGCUAAGUUGAAAAAAUGUAUAUUGGAUGGAACGUACACAAUACCGUCCUACGUAUCUGAAGACUGUCAGAGCCUAAUCAAGUCAAUGCUCAAACCAUUGCCAUCGGACAGGCCAUCGCUAAAUGAUAUGAAACGGUCAGCUUGGCUAGAAGGGAUAGAGUUCCCCAGAGCUCACCUACAGUACAAGCUGAUGCCGCAUUUUGAUAAAUCAUCAAGUGCGGAAGAAAUCGAAGUGAAAUCAGCACUUAAGGAUUUAGGAAUUGGGGAGGAACACUUGGAACAAACCCGUGAUAAGGACUCCAGGAACAGUAUCACGGGUACAUAUCGAAUCAUUUUGCAUCGAAUACAGAAGAAAAAUUCGGAACCGCCAUUGCAGUCGCCUGUGAUAAAUGACAACAGUCGCAACACAAAGAAACUCAGCAAAGACCAAACAACAAAUAACAGAGGCAAUAAAGUGUCCAAAUUUUGUUCUAUUUUAUAA
Messenger RNA from Saccoglossus kowalevskii, 1421 nucleotides. Its product is annotated as serine/threonine-protein kinase NIM1-like. Gene Ontology annotation, cellular component: cytoplasm. The record is from RefSeq and is a predicted model, not a curated record. Gene Ontology annotation, molecular function: ATP binding; tau-protein kinase activity. Gene Ontology annotation, biological process: microtubule cytoskeleton organization; protein phosphorylation; intracellular signal transduction. Lineage: Eukaryota; Metazoa; Hemichordata; Enteropneusta; Harrimaniidae.